CCAGGGGCCGAGAGCUGGCUCUGUCCACCUGGCCCGCCAGCAUGCUGCCCCUGCCAGGGGGCACACAGAGGUGCUUCCAGGCCGUUCUCCUCCUGGCCCUGAUCAUGCUUCUGCUGGCCGGCAUCCUGCACAUGGAUGUGGGGCUGCUCACACCCCUGCUCGGGGGCCAGGCCGAGGGGCCGCCCGUCAUCAAUGUCAUGUUCCUCAAGACGCACAAGACGGCCAGCAGCACGGUGCUCAACAUCCUGUUCCGCUUCGCAGAGACACACAACCUGUCCGUGGCGCUGCCCGUGGGCUCGCACUUCCACCUGGGCUACCCCUGGUACUUCCUGGCACGCUACGUGGAGCGCUCAGAGCCCCACGGACCACAGCAGCGUUUCAACAUCAUGUGCAACCACCUGAGGUUCAACCUGCCCGAGGUGCAGAAAGUCAUGCCCAACGACACUUUCUACUUUUCCAUCAUCAGAAACCCCGUCUUCCAGCUGGAGUCCUCCUUCACCUACUACAGGGAUUACGUCCCUGCGUUCAGGGGCGUGGAGAGCCUGGAUGCCUUCCUGGCCUCCCCCUGGACCUACUACAACCGGAGCGCGAGCUUGCACAAUGCCCUGGCCAGGAACAACAUGUGGUUCGACCUGGGCUUCGACAACAAUGGGCAGGAGGACGACGAGGGCUACGUGCGCGCGCGCCUGGCCGACGUGGAGCGGCGCUUCCAGCUGGUGCUCAUCGCGGAGUACUUUGACGAGUCCAUGGUGCUGCUGCGGCACCUGCUGCGCUGGGGGCUGGACGACGUGGUGGCCUUCCGGCUCAACUCGCGGAGCGCGCACAGCGUCGCCGGUGUGACAGUUGAGGGCCAGGCGCGCGCCAAGCGCUGGUGCGCCCUGGAUUGGCGACUCUACCAGCACUUCAACCGCACCUUCUGGGCCCGGGUGCACGCCGAGCUGGGCCCGCGGCGCCUGCGCUCCGAAGUGACACGGCUGCGGGCGCGGCGGCGCGAGCUCAUGGCGCAGUGCCUGCAGGACGGCGUGGCCAAGAACAAGUCGCAGAUCACCGACCCCCAGCUGCGCCCCUUCCAGUCGGGCCAGGCCGACAUCCUGGGCUACAACCUCAGGCAGGGCCUGGACAACCAGACGCAGCGGAUGUGUCAGAGGAUGGUCAUGCCUGAGCUCCAGUACAUGGCCCACUUGUAUGCCCUGCAGUUCCCGGAAAAGGACCCCAAACACAUCCCCUUCCUGGAGUAGAGGAACAGCGCCAGGGACAGGGUCCCCGUCCCAGCCCCCCCCCCCCCCGUCAUCCCUGGGAGACCAAGGCACCAAUUCGUGAGGAGUGGGUUUCCUGGGACAGCUGCUGGUCAGGUUGAAGACCCCUCUGAAGGCACCCACCAGUGAUCCAUCCUCUUGGAGGCACCGUUUUGGUGAGGACCCCACUCUGGGACAGUAGGCACACUUGGUCCGAGGGUGUGGACCUUGUUAGCAGGUAGAAAAGACUUACAAGGUGGGAAAGUCACUGAUAUUAAAUUACAAGUUGACAGACUGCCCCAGGAAAGAGCACACGUGGGCACAUUGACCAUCAGAAGACCUCGAACCCAGGGGGUCCAGAGGGGCUUGGGCAGCAGGGCCGGGAGUCCCCGAAGGAGCCCAGGUGGCUCUCCGAAUGUGCUUGCUGUGGAACAUGGCGCUGGUCACGGAGACCUUGCGGAACACCCACUGGUAGCCCUUGGAAGCUGGUAUGAGGCAGCAAGGAUCUGGAAUGUUUGGCUUCCCAUCUAGGGCUGGAGGAGGCUUCUUCGCAAGAAAGAAUGGCUUUAGGUUGAGAAAUGUUGAAACUGCUUACGAGACAAAUGGUUUAACCAGAGCGCAAGCUGAGGAUUCGUGCCAUAGCUCCCUGUUGGGGUAGCCGCCCUGGAAUGUGCGGCGUCUGACCUGCUAGAGGAGCUCCCAUGGACCUACGGCAGACCCCGUUGUCCUGGAGACCACCUUGGAUGCAGUCCCAGAGGAGGGUGGCUUCCAGGCACCGCUGUUUGUCAAUUGCAGGGGGGGACAGAGGGUCCCCUGCCUAGUAGGACGUGAUCCUGGCUGCCUGGGGGCCCAGAGGUUAGAGUGGGGUGCACACCAGUGCCGUAGACCCUGUGUCCCUUCUGCCCAGUACCCACGGUCUUUCUUCCACGUGAGGGUCCUCAGCCAUGAAGACCCCAGGACCCUGGCCGGGGCACCUGGGGAGGGGCUCCAUGUGUAGGCCUUUGCACGAGUCGCCCGGGCCAGCCUGCCAGCCCAGGGUAAGGGAGACAGGUGGCCGCCUCCGUCCCUGCCAUCACAGAAGGGCGUCUGUUCUGGCACGCUGACCAGGACCACGAGGUUACGGUAGAAGUUCAAGGGUGUUUGCUCUGCCUUUGUGGCUGGCGGGAACAUAGACUGGUUCUGUCUCUUUGGGAGGAAAUUCGGGGUUAUUUAUUACAAUGUAAAGUGUGUGUGUGGUUUGCAAGAGACAGCUCGGAAAACAGCCUGCUCAGGAACUCCAUCCCGGAGGGAGGUUUCAAACGCUGAAGUCGUGUGCAGCCGAUACACGUGGGGAGCACUGAGUCUGCAGAAACUCCCUUUAGGCGGAGGGAUUUCGGGGCUUGGGUGAUGCUGAGGGGAGGUUGGGGGGGGCAGGGGGCUGGGAGGGUCUAUGACGGCCAUGGAGGACGGAAGACACCCAGGAGCCAGCCCUUCUGAUUUGUCAAGAGAAGCUGGAAAUACAGGUUUCUUUGUGAACUCUCCACAUUUAAAAAAAGGCUGGUGUCUUGUUAAAACAUUAAGGGGGUGAGGAGGCGGGUGAAUGGGGGAGGGGAUUAGAGAUACAAACUUUCGGUUUAGGGAUGAACAAGUAAUGAUGGUGGCCGGGGAGAGAAUGUAAUCUGUCACUUUGCAGUGGUCCUGUGUGCGACAGAUGGUGGUGACCACUUGUGGUGGUGGGCGUUUUGUAAUGUACCUAAUUGCUGAGUCACUGUGUUCUAACCUGAAACUAAUAUGACGUCUUAUGUCAACUAUACUUCAAGAGGAAACAAAAACCAAAACAAAACCCACAGAUCUCUUAUUCUGUUUGUAGAGGAAAGGUAACUGUAACAUAGGAAAAACAGCUAGCUCCUGGAUUGAUUGACACGAAAGAUUGUUAAUAGCUUACUUACAAUUUUUUCACCGUAUUGUUGAAAGCUUCUAUGAAUAAAAGUUUUUCAAAUGA
This is a messenger RNA of Zalophus californianus (California sea lion), 3216 nucleotides long. RefSeq names its product galactose-3-O-sulfotransferase 2 (gene GAL3ST2). The record is from RefSeq and is a predicted model, not a curated record. The coding region runs from base 42 to 1238 and encodes 398 amino acids. The transcript has 4 exons. Gene Ontology annotation, biological process: glycolipid biosynthetic process; glycoprotein biosynthetic process. Gene Ontology annotation, cellular component: membrane. Gene Ontology annotation, molecular function: galactosylceramide sulfotransferase activity. Lineage: Eukaryota; Metazoa; Chordata; Mammalia; Carnivora; Otariidae.